This is a messenger RNA of Dendronephthya gigantea, 1961 nucleotides long. Its product is annotated as SPX domain-containing membrane protein At4g22990-like. The record is from RefSeq and is a predicted model, not a curated record. The transcript has 2 exons. NCBI's taxonomy places the organism in Eukaryota, Metazoa, Cnidaria, Anthozoa, Malacalcyonacea, Nephtheidae. Gene Ontology annotation, biological process: transmembrane transport. Gene Ontology annotation, molecular function: transmembrane transporter activity. The coding region runs from base 48 to 1334 and encodes 428 amino acids.
CAAUUCGGAAGUGAUACCGUACUAUAUUUAUAUACGGAUAUAAAGAAAUGAAAUUUAUCUCCUUCACAAGACUUGUUUUUGUAUAUGUAACAAUUCGUCUUUUCAUUGAUGGCAUGGAAGAAUUCCUUAUUCAAACAACAGCCUUGUAUUAUGUAGAUUACCUUGGAGAGUCACAUUUAUUCUUUGGCUUCUUACUCGGAGUCUAUUCUAUUGCUGUGUUAUCCACAGCACCAUUGAUCGGUGCUGUUGACGCGAGAGUGAAAUCGCCAAAGACAAUUCUUCUCUUCUGCUGUGUAAUCAAAUUGACUGGACAAAUACUUUAUACGAUUCCUGUCAACAAGUAUUUUCCACUUUUUGGAAGAAUUCUUAGUGGCAUAGGUGAAGGUACAACUGGAGUCAUAUACGGUGCGAUUGCUCAAGCGACAAAUAAUAGAAAACGAGCAGAAGCAUUUCUCUAUUUCGAAGGACUGUUUUGUAUUGGUUCAACAUUUGGUCCCGUUGUUGGCGCGAUUUUCACAUUUAAAGUUAAUGUGUUUGGUUUGAUUAUUAACCCAGGAAACUCUCCUGGGCUUGUUUUGGCCAUUGUAUGGCUUUUUCUUCUCAUCUAUACGAUUUGGUUGCCAAAUGAUCUUGUAGCAAAUUCGCCUAAAUUUUCUGAGUCGGGUGAUAGCUCAAACGCCGAGAACGAAUCCGAAGCUUCAUGUGAAGAAUAUUCGUCAAACGAUAAAGAAUACUCGUAUUCAAGAAUAUGCUGUUUGUAUUUUAUCUUAUUUCAAAGCAUAGCCGUGCGGGACGCUGUCUUAGUCUAUAUUCCACUUUUUGCAGUUAAACGCUUUGGCAUGAAUUUUCUCGAUUUAAAACUUGUCUACGCUAACAUUGCCUUUGCUUCGCUUCUUCUUUUCUUUGGUAGCUACGUGUUAUCAAACAUUACGUCAGAGAAAAAUCUCUUGGCAAUAGGCGUCACUUUACGAAUUGUUCCCGUAUUAAUCCUGGGCUACUUUGGCUUCAGUUGGGAAAACGAUCACAGUAUUAAUCAUGCAUAUCUACUUCUGGCUCUCGCCUUAUCUAUAAGUGUUGGAUUCGUGAUGUUUCCAUUAUUAUGCUCAAUACUAUCCAAAGAAACACCAGUAAAUAGCGCUUCUUUGUAUCAGGGGAUAUCCUUUUCUGUGCUGAACUUAGGUUUUUUGAUCGGUCGUGUUCUAGCUGGUGGCACAUUCUUCAAAGAGGGUGUGGUAUACGUUGCUGUCAGUCUAUUAGUAAUUUGGGUUUUGGAAUUAAUAUGGCUUAGUUCUGAAUUCCGUAACGUAUAUCCUGCUUUAAAAAGAAAAUUUUAGUACGUAAUUUUAUGCAUUAUGAUUAGCAGUUUACCUGAAUAUUCAUUUUCUUGUAAACAUUCAUUCAACCUCUUGAAAAAAUAUAAAACCUAGGCUGAUUUCACUAUCCAGUGACCACCCCGGCUAAAAGCAACGAUUUUGAAUCAUGUUGACAGUGCCGUUUCUGAGUGUAAGCAUUUUCAGUACGUCUGUCCCGAAUUCAGAUUUUGGCACAUAUGCCAUGUUGACUGCCGUGGUCAUUUUACCCUAAACCAGUUGAGAUAAUCUGUCCUAAAUGAAAUGCAUACAAACUCCUUUAUAGGUCGUAGACUAUUUAGUAAUAUUUGUACAAGAGUCCUUUAAAACAAUCCGUAUAACAGAUGUCGCGUGAGGAACGUGAUUAAGAUAUGACAGGGGGAUAAUCCCUUUAAUAACUGACUGAAAGACUGCAAACCAAUCUAUUAAUAAAGUUUUAUCCUAAAAUAUACUGUUAUGUACUGGGUAGUGCCAAGUCCUUAAUAAAGGUCAUAUUUAUCACCGAAGCAGAUGUAUCUUCACUGGUUGGAACAAGGAGCAACUGGAAAUGCCCUAUUGGCUACUCCCUGGCAGAUAAGAUGUCAUCCCAACAACAAGCAUAACAAAAUUAUU